CUCAACUCUACAAUUAUGUCUAGUGAAAGAAUUGCGCUCUGGGCACCCAUUCCAAAGCCAUCAUCUAGGUUAGCGCGAUAUCGCGUAUUAUCCCCUCACGCCGGCGUCCAUGUCUCGCCCUUGCAGCUCGGUGCCAUGACCAUUGGUGACAAGUGGGAUAAGUUUGGGAUAGGUGGUAUGGAUCAGACAUCCUCAUUCAAGCUCCUUGACGCCUUCUACGAGUCCGGGGGAAAUUUCAUUGACACUGCCAACAACUACCAAGAUCAAAAAUCUGAAGAGAUCAUCGGAGAGUGGGCAGAGGAACGGGGGAUCCGUGACCAGCUCGUGAUCGCUACAAAGCGCGGCAACGACUGCCAUUCACCAAAAGGUAACAUAUACCGGCAACUAACGUCAAGUCAAUGCACCUCAGCGUUGAGGGCCAGCUUGAAGAAGCUGAGGACUUCAUACAUCGAUAUUCUGUACGUGCAUUGGUGGGACUGGGACACCUCCGUCGAAGAGGUCAUGAACGGUCUGCAUAUACUAGUACAACAAGGGAAAGUGUUGUACCUCGGUAUCUCAGACUCUCCUGCUUGGGUCGUGUCCAAAGCGAACCAGUAUGCUCGGGAUCAUGGAAAAACACCGUUUGUGAUCUACCAAGGUGCUUGGAACGUCAUGCUUCGGGACUUUGAACGGGAUAUCAUACCAAUGGCCCGCUCUGAAGGUAGAUCAAUGUUGUUCCUCGCUGUCUUGCGCUUGCCCCUUGGAACGUCCUUGCCAGGUGGAAAACUUCGAAGCGACGAAGAAGAGGGAGCGCCGCCGGCAGACGGGAGAGAAAGGCCGCACGCUUCUACAACUCCCAAUUGGGAACGCAACGAGACGGAAAGAGCGAUGAGCACAGCGCUCGAGAAGGUCGCUAAAGAAAAGACGCCCUAUGUGUUCCCGAUUAUUGGUGGGCGAAAAGUGGAGCAUUUGGAGGCCAACUUGGAGUCUCUAACGAUUUCGCUGACUACCGAGCACGUGAAGUAUUUGGAGAGCAUCGUUCCAUUCGAUCCCGGCUUCCCCUCCACAUUCAUCGGUGAUGGCAAGCAAUACAAUCAUCUAUUGAGCCAUACUGCAUAUGUGGAAAAGCAGCCGCAGGGGCAGCCCAUAGUUCCAGACGUUGAUUAG
This is a messenger RNA of Suillus subalutaceus, 1146 nucleotides long. RefSeq names its product NADP-dependent oxidoreductase domain-containing protein. The record is from RefSeq and is a predicted model, not a curated record. The coding region runs from base 16 to 1146 and encodes 376 amino acids. The transcript is spliced from 7 exons. Lineage: Eukaryota; Fungi; Basidiomycota; Agaricomycetes; Boletales; Suillaceae.